GCCGCUGUGUUCUCCCUGCCGGGCUCGUAGCGGAAGAAGAGCGUCGCUAACUUACCCCGCUAGGCUACUAAGCCGCUUCGCUUCGGUUUUGGGACUGAAAUUUCCAGAUUUCCACCAAAAUGCCGGCGGUGUCUAAAGGGGACGGGAUGCGCGGACUGGCCGUCUUCAUCUCGGACAUUAGAAACUGUAAAAGUAAGGAGGCAGAGAUCAAAAGAAUAAACAAAGAGCUGGCCAACAUUCGUUCUAAGUUUAAAGGAGAUAAAGCUCUGGAUGGUUACAGUAAGAAGAAAUACGUCUGUAAGCUGCUCUUCAUUUUCCUGUUGGGCCACGACAUCGACUUCGGCCACAUGGAGGCAGUCAACCUCCUCAGCUCCAACAAAUACACAGAGAAACAAAUAGGCUAUCUGUUCAUCUCAGUGCUGGUGAACAGUAACAGUGACCUAAUCAGACUGAUCAACAAUGCCAUAAAGAACGACCUGUCCAGCAGAAACCCCACCUUCAUGAACCUCGCCCUGCACUGCAUCGCUAACGUGGGCAGCAGGGAGAUGGCAGAGGCUUUUGCGGCAGAUGUACCACGCAUCCUGGUGGCCGGGGACACGAUGGACAGUGUGAAGCAGAGUGCAGCUCUAUGUUUAUUACGACUCAACCGCACCUCUCCAGACCUCAUCCCUAUGGGGGAGUGGACAUCGCGCGUUGUUCACCUUCUCAACGAUCAGCACCUGGGAGUGGUGACUGCUGCAACUAGUCUCAUCAUCACCCUGGCCCAGAAAAACCCAGACGACUUCAAGACUUCUGUUUCGCUGGCUGUGGCCAGACUCAGCAGGAUUGUCACUUCGGCAUCCACAGACCUGCAGGACUACACAUAUUAUUUUGUUGCUGCACCAUGGCUGUCAGUGAAGCUGCUUCGUCUGCUGCAGUGUUAUCCUCCUCCAGAGGAUGCAGCGAUUCGAGGACGUCUAACCGAGUGCCUGGAGACGAUUCUGAACAAAGCACAGGAGCCUCCAAAGUCCAAGAAAGUUCAGCACUCCAACGCCAAGAAUGCUGUGCUGUUUGAAGCCAUCAGUCUCAUCAUACACCAUGACAGUGAGCCGACAUUGCUAGUCCGUGCAUGUAAUCAGUUGGGUCAGUUCUUGCAGCACAGAGAGACGAACCUGCGCUACCUGGCUCUGGAAAGUAUGUGCACCCUUGCCAGUUCAGAAUUCUCCCACGAGGCAGUCAAAACGCACAUCGAGACUGUAAUUAACGCCCUGAAGACCGAGCGGGACGUGAGCGUACGGCAGCGUGCAGUUGACCUUCUUUACGCCAUGUGUGACCGCAGCAAUGCCAAACAGAUCGUUGCAGAGAUGCUCAGUUACCUAGAAACAGCCGACUACUCAAUCAGAGAGGAAAUCGUCCUGAAAGUGGCCAUUCUGGCAGAAAAGUAUGCAGUGGAGUACACCUGGUACGUGGACACCAUCCUGAACCUGAUCCGCAUUGCUGGAGACUAUGUGAGCGAGGAGGUUUGGUACAGAGUCAUUCAGAUUGUCAUCAACAGAGAUGACGUGCAGGGCUACGCCGCCAAAACUGUGUUUGAGGCUUUGCAGGCUCCAGCCUGUCAUGAAAACCUGGUGAAGGUGGGAGGGUACAUUCUGGGCGAGUUUGGAAACCUUAUAGCAGGAGACCCGCGCUCCAGUCCACUCAUACAGUUUAACCUGCUCCACUCAAAGUUCCACCUGUGUUCAGUCCCGACUCGGGCGUUGCUCCUCUCGGCUUACGUGAAGUUCAUCAACCUCUUCCCUGAAGUCAAAGGCACCAUACAGGAAGUGUUGCGCUCUGACAGUCAGUUGAGAAACGCUGAUGUGGAGCUUCAGCAGCGAGCUGUGGAGUACCUGCGUCUGAGCUGUAUCGCCAGCACAGAUAUACUGGCGACGGUACUGGAGGAGAUGCCGCCUUUCCCUGAGCGAGAGUCUUCUAUCUUGGCGAAGCUGAAGAAGAAGAAAGGUUCUGGAACUGUGUCUGAUGUGGAGGACACUCGCAAAGAGCGCAAUACCAACGUCAACGGCAGCACUGAUCACACCACAGCCACAACAAACACCAAGCCCUCCCCUUCCUCUUUCGUUUCUGAUCUGUUGGCUGCAGCUCCACCCCCUACCAACAGGCCACGCCCUGUUCCCUCCUCCUCCAUACUGCACAUGCCCCUCUCCCCCUUGUCCCCGCAGGCUUAUGCAGUUCACAGUGCUGCGCCCCUCACCCCCUUCUACCAGGUUACUUCUUCUCCAUCUUCAGAUCUUCUGGGCUUGGGAAACAGCUCAGCAGUAAACUCAGGUAGUCCGCCAGCUGCCUCCAAUGCAGCCAGCCUGCUGGUGGACGUGUUCUCAGAAAGCCUGCCUGUAGCACCUUUGGGUACUGCUUCUGCACCCAUCAUUGAGGAAAACUUCUCAAGGUUCGUCUGUAAGAAUAACGGAGUUUUGUAUGAGAAUCAGCUGCUACAGAUCGGCCUAAAGUCAGAGUUCAGACAGAAUUUGGGCCGCAUGUAUGUGUUCUAUGGAAACAAAACAUCAACGCAGUUCCUGAAUUUUUCAGCCUCUGUGGUCUGCCACGAGCCCCUCAAUGCUCAGCUGAAUGUUCACACUAAAACUGCUGACCCUGUAGUGGACGGAGGCGCUCAGCUUCAGCAGAUCCUCAACAUUGAGUGUUUAUCUGACUUUGUGGAAGCACCGGUGCUUAAUAUUAAUUUCAGGUACGGAGGCAGUGUGCAGAAUAUUGCCGUUAGGCUGCCGGUCACUCUCAACAAGUUCUUCCAGCCCACAGAGAUGAUGUCUCAGGACUUCUUUCAACGUUGGAAACAGCUCAGCGAUCCCCAGCAGGAGGUUCAGAAGAUCUUCAAAGCUAAGCAUUCCAUGGACACAGAGAUCACCAAAGCCAAGAUCAUUGGAUUUGGGACAGCGCUGUUGGAUGGAGUAGACCCGAAUCCUUCUAACUUUGUGGGCGCUGGAGUGAUCCACACUAAGACUAUACAAGUCGGCUGCCUUCUGAGACUAGAGCCCAACACGCAAGCACAGAUGUACCGGCUCACGCUGAGGACCAGUCGAGGGUCCGUGUCCCAGCGGCUCUGCGACCUGCUCUCGGAACAGUUCUGAUUGCUCGUCUGGUGGAAGAUGGGUCCUGAAUGUGUACUGAGUCGUAUAGACCUUCUCCCUGUGCUUCCCUAACGCACUCCUGACGGCCAGAUUGACCUAUUUGAAGCACCUCCCUCUUUCACUUCUGUUACCUUUCAUAUAUAUCCUCAUAUAAACCAAUAUUAACUCAAUGUACAGUGUAAAUUUCCUGAUGCUUUUAUUUUUUACUCAUAUAUAAAUGACCCUUUUUUCUUCU
Pygocentrus nattereri (red-bellied piranha) is the source of this 3354-nucleotide messenger RNA. Its product is annotated as adaptor related protein complex 2 subunit alpha 2. The coding region runs from base 120 to 3119 and encodes 999 amino acids. Gene Ontology annotation, molecular function: clathrin-cargo adaptor activity. Lineage: Eukaryota; Metazoa; Chordata; Actinopteri; Characiformes; Serrasalmidae. The record is from RefSeq and is a predicted model, not a curated record. Gene Ontology annotation, biological process: intracellular protein transport; clathrin-dependent endocytosis. The transcript is spliced from 23 exons. Gene Ontology annotation, cellular component: membrane coat; AP-2 adaptor complex.